UUGUCUGACAACAAAAUUUCAUUUAAUUCUACAACCGAAAAAUAAAAAAAAUUCAGAAAUCUCUCCACAAACAAUGACCACCAAAGUCUCCAAUUUCUCCGAUCUGAUCCAGCGCGUCACCGCCUCCUGCCUCCUCCACCCCCUCGCCGGCAUCUCCCGCGCCGACGACCUCUCCGACGCCGCGGAUGACGACGACGACGACUACUACAACGCCAUCGCGGAGGAGGAAGACUUGGAGGAUGAAGAAGACCUAAAAAUCAAUUCCGAUUGGGGCGGCGGCGAGAAUCCGCCGCCGAGGACAGCGGAGGUGGAAAUGCUGAUGAGCCAGGUGUUCGACGCGGUGUCGGUGAUGAAGCGGGCGUACGUUAGCCUCCAGGAGGCGCACUGCCCUUGGGAUCCGGAUAAGAUGCGCAUCGCUGACGUGGCGGUGGUGGCGGAGCUGCGGAGGGUGGGGCUUCUGAGAGAGAGGUUCAGGCGGAGCGUGAGCGGCGGCGGAGGCGGCAGGGGAGGGCGGUGGGGAGUGGGAGCGGCGACGCUGAGGGAGGUGGUUGCGCCGUAUGAGGCGGCGGUGGAGGAAUUGAAGAAGGAGGUGAAGGUGAAGCAGGCGGAGAUUGAUAAUCUGAGGGAAAAGCUCAAAACGGCGACGUCUUUCGACCGUGUGAGCAGCAAGUCAAAGGGAAAGUCCAAGAGGCGAGUCAGCUGCACCACUCAAGUGGCAGCAGCUCCAGCAGUAGAGUUAUUUGAAUCAACAAUGGGCUUAGUAAAAGAAGCUUCAAAAGCCUUCACAUCACUGCUCCUCUCCCUCAUGCGUUCAGCGCACUGGGACAUUGCGGCAGCAGUUCGUUCCAUCGAGGCUGCGUCUUCCACCAACGCCACCAUGAACAACCCCACCGCCACCACCACCUUCACCGACUCCAUAGCCGGUGCCAGCCACGCAAAGUACGCCCUAGAGUCGUACGUGAACCGCAAGAUCUUCCAAGGGUUCGACCACGAGACGUUCUACAUGGACGGAAGCCUCUCCUCGAUACUCAACCCGGAUCAGCACCGCAGGGACUGCUUCACCCAGUACAGAGACAUGAAGGCGAUGGACCCGGUCGAGCUCCUCAGCAUUUUGCCUACUUGCAGCUUUGGCAACUUCUGCUUCAAGAAAUACCUCUCCAUCGUGCACCCGAAGAUGGAGGAGUCGUUGUUCGGGGAUCUGGAGCAGCGGCGCCAGGUGCUGGACGGCCACCACCCGAGGAGUCAGUUCUAUGGAGAGUUCCUCGGGCUGGCUAAGGCAGUCUGGUUGCUGCAUCUGCUGGCAUUCUCCCUCGACCCACCUCCGAGUCAUUUUGAGGCGAGUAGAGGGGCCGAGUUUCAAUCGCAGUACAUGGAGAGUGUGGUUAGGGUUUCCAGUAGCAACGGAGGAUCCAAGGUGGGUAUGGCGAUGGCAGUUGGGUUUCCAGUGAGCCCCGGUUUCAAGGUCGGUAAUGGCUCGAUAAUCAAGGCUAGGGUGUACCUGGUGCCUAAGAAUUGAAGACAACACUGUGGUUUGUGUUUUAGAAUAAUUUAGCUAUCUAUUGUUGUAGAACUCUUCCUUUUUUUUUUUUGCUUCGGAUUGUGGUAAUAUUUUGGGUUGCUAGAUUAUAUAUCACGAUUAUGAUCAA
Salvia hispanica is the source of this 1646-nucleotide messenger RNA. RefSeq names its product protein GRAVITROPIC IN THE LIGHT 1-like. The record is from RefSeq and is a predicted model, not a curated record. Gene Ontology annotation, biological process: negative gravitropism; response to red or far red light. Lineage: Eukaryota; Viridiplantae; Streptophyta; Magnoliopsida; Lamiales; Lamiaceae.